AUGAACGAUUUAUCAUCAAAAUAUCAAUGUAUUCGAGUUCUACGCUAUGAUUCAACAAUUAAUAAUGAAGAAUCAGUUGAGAUUAAUUUAUCUAUGAAAAAAAAACUUAUUGGAAAAGGUACAUUUGCUAUAGUUUAUAAAUCAUAUAUAGAAAAUACAAAAGAAUUUAUUGCAAUUAAAGAAAUUAUUGUUGAUCAUACACAUAAAAAUCGUGAAUUAGAAAUUUUACGUGAAUUAAAUCAUCCAAAUAUAAUUAAAUUAAAAUAUUAUUUUUUUAAACAAAAAAUAAAUAAUAAUAAUAUAUUAUGUUUAAUUAUAGAAUUAUUUCCUGAAACUAUUUAUUCAUUAAUUCAACGAUGGCAUAGAAAAUUAAAUUCAUCAUUAAUUGAUAUUAAUCAAAUUAAAUUAUUUACAUUUCAAAUAUUUCAUGCUCUUGCUUAUCUUCAUGCUCGUGGUAUUGCACAUCGUGAUAUAAAACCAAGUAAUCUUUUAGUCAAUUGUCAAAAAGGUUUACUUAAAAUAUGUGAUUUUGGUACAGCUAAAUAUUUAUUACCUAAUGAUAUUAGUGUAUCAUAUAUUUGUUCACGUUAUUAUCGAGCACCAGAAUUAAUUGUUGGUUGUACAUCGUAUACAACUAGUAUUGAUAUAUGGGCAGCUGCAUGUGUUCUUACAGAAUUUUAUUCUGGUGUACCUUUAUUUAAAGGUGUAUAUAUAUGUAUUGAUCAAAAUGAUCAACUUUUUCGAAUCAUUCUUCUCUUGGGUGAACCUAAUGUUGAUGAAAUACAUGAUAUGAAACCAAAAUCUGAUAUAAUCAUUCAUCAAUAUAUUCAACAUAAAAUAUCUCUUAUCAAUAAACCGAAAACAAUUAUUGAACAUUUAACAUCUAUAACUAAAUCUGAUCUUGUUUGUGUUCAAUUUUGUUUACGUCUAUUUCGAUAUUCACCUAAUCAACGUUUAACAGCAUUAUAUGCAUUAAAUGAUAAAUAUUAUGAUGAAAUUUGUCAAAAAAAAAAUCUUUAA
Messenger RNA from Rotaria sp. Silwood1, 1020 nucleotides. The record is from the annotation of a GenBank genome assembly. Lineage: Eukaryota; Metazoa; Rotifera; Eurotatoria; Philodinida; Philodinidae.